AUGUGCCUUCACAAUGUCAUAUUCAACAAGGAAACUCUCAUUGUUAACCUGGCCGAAAACGCCAACACUGGAGUCGGAUCCUUUGAUAGAGACUUCGCUGUUGAGUUCACUCCGGUCGAAGCCAACAGAAAGAUUACUCUUGUGAUCAGACGUCGCUAUCAGCAGAGUGUUUUCGCGAACGAAGACAAGUUCGACCGCUCUGGGCCAUCCUUUCCCGCAACCGUGGAGCCUGAAUGGCGCAUCAUUAACGCGGGUGCCUCAACCAUGGAAGUCGUCGCUGAGCCAAGCCUCAUGCUCAUGCGCCGCCAAUCAGACCGCGCCGGCCUCUUCAUGCUUGCUCCUCGUGCUGUGCAGACGAACCUACGCUUCCCGCAGGUCUGUGAGUGCUUGUCCAGUCAGCUACCUAAGCAGACACCCGAGGACGUGGCCCGCGCCAACGAAUAUCAACGUCUCUAUCAAGUAGAGGCUGAAAAUCGCUCAAGCCUUAGGAAGGAGGCCCUCCUGACGCUCGAUGCUCGUAUCAAGCAAGUGAAGAUCGAUGCUCAAACUGCCUUCGACGAUUGCAAGCAUCGCUUGGAUCCCGGCUUCGGCGAGAACUUGGACGAGAUAGCGACUCGUCUCAAGGUUGAGAAGGACUUGUCCGUCUUAUCUGACACCCUUAUCCAGCUUGCCAAGGUCCUGAACACCCGUCCGAAGCCGCGCCCAAAGCCUCGUCAGGCCAAGAGGACCGCCUCACCGUUUCCAACGAGCAGUGAGCCGACAAAGUCUACUCGGCCGGUCGCAUCGACUAGCCGGACGGCGACACUUUCUCAACCUGUAGCAUCAAGCAGCAAGACGGCGCUGCUCGCUCAGCCUGUUGCAUCUGGCAGCAAGAUGGCAGCUGAGGUCGUUACUCCACCCGGAUGGACGCGCGUGUGUAAGCCAUGGGUUUCCUGGCUCGUUGACCCUUCGGGCAGGGUCAGAACUUUGCCGGAGGACGGCUAUGGCGCCGACAACAUGGACGUUAUCUCCGAGUCAGAAACAUCUGGCUCAGAGAAGGAGAGCGCCGACGCUAAGAACAGAGCCUCCCCUGAGAAGAUUUCAUCCAAGCUCUCCGACAACGCUCCUACCUAUGGCGAGAACAUCGACGUCGGCAUCUUCUACGAGGCUCCUUCUCCCGAGUUCAAACGUCAGCACCACGGCGUUCGUUGGUGGGAACAAGAUGCCUUCGUUGCAUGGGACAAAUCAUCCGACAAACAGCUCGAGAAGGAUCGCGGAACACUGGGUUACCUCGAAAAGUCGAACGGCGAGCCCCUCACCCACGACGAAUCAAAGCGGCUACGCGACCAAGUCCGCUCCUUUUGGCACGGUCUCGCCGAGCAGAAGAAGUUGUCCCUCAAGUGGGCUCAGACAUCUCUCCAUGGGCUGUACCUUACAGCGAAGUUUCUUCGAGACAACUACGAAGUCUUUCGUCUCUGCGACUACAACUGGAAAGUCGAGCAUUUCUGCACUACGGAGUUCCCGGAGUAUAGGCGGUGGCAUUUAGACGAUGAGGGCAACAGGAAACGCAAGGAGAGUUCUAACGCUACGCCAGUGGAACAGAGCGAGAGUGCGAAGCGCCCGAAGGUGUCACUUCAAGAGCAAAGACAGCGUCAUUCGGCGCUCACCGAGGAGGAGAUGGCCGACCUCUAUUCGAUGGAUCAGACGCCGGCGUGCGAGGCACUACACGGACAUGCUGUUUCCAACGACGCCAAGGCAACCGACCCGGCUUCCCCUCCACCUGCAAGCGUUCCUCAUGCCUCCCCCUUGCCUGCGCCAAUGGCUUCGGGCUCUCCACCUAUCGCAUUGGCUCCCACCCAAUUGCUCGCAAACGUCCCUCAAGGUGUCACUCCCCCUGGUGCUUCUACUGUACAGGCGACGCACGCUGGCUCUCACCACCAAGUUCUUCCACCUCCUACGCCGUCACCCGUGGGCUCAACUGACAUGUCAAGCUACGCCUCGACGGCGCCUGCUCAAGGCGUUGCUCUUCCUGGGGAUUCUACUGUACCAACGAUGCACGCCGAUCCUCAUCCCCAGGUCCUUCCUACGCCGUCGCCCGCGGGCCUUGUUGACAUGUCACGCAAUGCCUCGAUGGCGCCUGCUCAGGGCGUCACUCCGCCUGGGGCUUCUACUGUACCGACAAUGCAUGCCGGCUUUUACCACCAGGUUCAUACAGCUCCGACGCAGUCGCCUGGAGCCCUAGUCGACAUGAUACACAACGCCCCGACUGCGCGUCCCCAACAUCCUAUUGGACCUCCUAUGGGCUCAUUGCUCAGCAGUUCGCCUGGAAUGUAUGUUCCUGCUUUUUCUUACGGAGCUUUAGGGUCCUCUGUGGGGCCAUCUCAGUAUCCAGGAGCAUACGGAGCAUACUACGGAUCUCACCAGCAGGUACUGACGCCUAUGGCUCAUCUGGCUCCUUGCGAGACCCCUCGGGCAAUGUCCAUUGCUCCAAGUUCGACGCCUGCGCCUUCGCAGGCUCCUUGGGCCAGACCAACGCCGGAGAAGCACGUAGGUACAGAUGCAGUCGCAACACCGUCUACUCCGACAGAUGCAGCGCCCAUGGGCCCGCCUCAAGCGCCGACUUCUGCUUCAACAACCGGUUCAGGUACAGGGGCAAGGAACGCUUUGCGCUCUCUUCGCUCGCGCAAUACGGAGACUACUACUAGCGUCCCUAUAAAGAAAGGGUAUCGCCCAGGACCCAAACUCAAUGGCCGGACUCUAGCUGGGUGGAGGUGGACCACUCGUCAAGACCAAAGCAAGGUCGACAAAACCGACUUUGCGAAUUGGUACGAAAAGGUCUUGACGGAGGAGCAGCGUCAGGCGAGUAAAUACGACGAGGAGGUACAAAGACUGAUGAGGGAAGAACCCUCGCGCAGGUCACUCAAGGACGUCGCCAUCGGUGACCUUUACUAGGCUAUUCUUCAAUCGAUCGCCCUCGUGCUCUGGCUCUCUCACUGUCUGGCCCCUCGAAGUGCUUUCCUUGCAGACUCUCGCUCCAUUUGCCUUCACGCGUGUUCUCCUCGUGCUAUCGUUUGCUCUCACUGUGCUCGCUGGACUUAGUCGAUUUCCAUGCCGUGUAUUAUAAUUAGACACGCUUUGUAAAGCAGUGCC
Molecule: messenger RNA, 3129 nt
Organism: Coniophora puteana RWD-64-598 SS2
Lineage: Eukaryota; Fungi; Basidiomycota; Agaricomycetes; Boletales; Coniophoraceae
Exons: 10
Coding region: 1-2931 (976 amino acids)
Source: RefSeq, a predicted model, not a curated record